This is a messenger RNA of Caenorhabditis briggsae, 1584 nucleotides long. RefSeq names its product Protein CBR-GMEB-2 (gene Cbr-gmeb-2). The transcript has 5 exons. Gene Ontology annotation, biological process: positive regulation of transcription by RNA polymerase II. Gene Ontology annotation, molecular function: RNA polymerase II cis-regulatory region sequence-specific DNA binding; DNA-binding transcription activator activity, RNA polymerase II-specific. Lineage: Eukaryota; Metazoa; Nematoda; Chromadorea; Rhabditida; Rhabditidae. Bases 1 to 1584 code for a protein of 527 amino acids. The record is from RefSeq and is a predicted model, not a curated record.
AUGUCUGAAGUUGGACUUUUGAUGCCUUUGGAGCUUAGAAAAGAAGUCAAAGAAGACAAGUUGUCUGACGACGUAAAAGAUAUCCUCCCUAAAAUUGGCUCUCGUGAGACUGAGAAUGUUUCUCCGCAACGUCGGUCACCUCCAGAAACCACCGAUGAAGAAUCUGAUAAUCAAGGUGGCUUAGAUUCAGAUGCACUGGCAAAAGAAGCCAGUGUAGCACUUCCUCCAAUUAUUACGGUCAAAUGCGGAACCCUAACAGCAAAAAUGGUCACCAAACUCUUCACCUGUCCCGGCAUCCAUCAAAACUGCAUCCUCAUUGACGGCGAAAACGAGUACAUCAGCCCAAAAGAAUUCACAGUUAGAGCUAACAAGGACAAGCAAAAGGACUGGAAGGGAAGCAUUCGAAUUGGAAAAUCUAACCUUCGAACUUUAAUGGAAAUGCGGUCGUUGGACUUUCACGAUCAUUUGAAUCAGUGCUCCGCGAAAUGUCAGAGCAGAAAUUAUAUCACACCAAAAGAUCCCAGUGCAGAUCCAAGUGGACGAAGACGGUCGAGUACUACCAAGUUGUUGCCUCAAAAUAUGUUUCCCCAGAUGCAGUUCCCCAAUACUUCUGCCAGUUUGUUCACAGUACCAGAGAAGAAACCACAGCUGUCAGAAGCACAACCAACAUUAGGAACUCUAUUCAAAAAUCCCGCAUUCUCCCGUUUCGUCGCCAUCAGCCAAAACAUGAAGAACAACAACUUUUCAACACCAUCAACCGCCACCGCCCAAUCACAAUUGCCCCUAUUCACAGCCACUUCUAUCAAAGAGGAAACGACAAAUAUGGAGGACACCGCCACGCAUCUAUUCCAGCAGCAGCAACAACAACAACGGAUGACUGCAACUAAUUCUCUUCUGCAAACGGUUCCACCUCAACCGUCAAUGUUUUGGAAUCCAGAUGCCAAAUUUCAAACAGGGAAUACGGAGCAGAAUCCGCAGGAGAUGAUUGCAGAAAUGAUUAGUGCUGGGUUUGGAGACAAUAUUAUAGAUCUGAUUGUGAAUAAAAUCAAUAAUAUGAGAGAUAAGAUUAAAGGAAUUUCCACAUGUCCUAAUAGUGAGUUUAAAAUCCUUAUAUUGAAUUUUAAUUCGAAAAUUUCAGUUCUAUUGAAAAUGCUGUGCAGUUUAAACGCUGCUGACACAUUUGUUAACACUAUCCAAGCUGUGGAAAGUAUACAAGCUGAAAUUGCAAAGGAAGAGCAGUUACUUUUAAAGGGACAAGCUCAAAUGAACCGCUUGUCAUCUGAUUUCUCAUCCUUGGAAGACGAAAUUCCUGGAAGAAAACGUUCGCUGGAUAUUGUAGAUAUUAUUGGGCAACCAGCAAUUAAACGACCGUCGAUUACAACUUCAAUGCUAGAAGACGACUCUGAAAUCCCUGCUGUUCAACACCUGCUAACACCAAUCAAGCCACUUGUACAGAUCCCCAAGCCAAUAAGCCCUCAGGAAAUGCUAAUGAAUAUUGCAAGCAGCAUGGGGUCCAACAUUGAGAGGAAUCAUGUACUAGCGGCUCUAAAGAUGGAGGAACUCAGGACAGCCACGGCUCAAUGA